GCGCGUUCAUGUUGAUCGUUCGUUUCUGCGGGAACAGUUUUUAGGAAGGACUUUACCCCCUGAAGUUGGAUAUAGAAGUAUUACCGCGAGCAGUGCACAACUAAUGCGUUACAUUUCCAGGGCAUUCGCUUUCCCAGCAGCACAAACUGGAAGGCAAAACUACAGCUACAUUCCGUUCGCUUUUAUGAACCACGCUGCUACAUUUCUACGCAUUUUAGCUGUCCGGCGUACAGUUCAAAUCUUUAACAUGUGUUCUGCUGUUCAUGAAAACGUGAAGAACUACUAUGGCUCUCGGCUGGAGACUUCAGAUGACUUACAGACCAAUGCUGCGUGUGUCAUGCCCUCCAGACCUCUGCCCAAAAGCGCAUGCGAGGCCCUAAAACAAGUCCACCCAGAUGUUUGCAAGAGGUAUUUUGGCUGUGGGCUGGUGAUUCCAGAAAAACUGGAAGGAUGCACGGUUCUUGAUCUGGGCAGUGGAUCGGGCAGAGACUGCUUCGUCCUCAGCAAACUGGUGGGGGAGAGAGGUCAAGUCAUCGGACUGGAUAUGACGGAUGAGAUGAUAGUUGCUUCACAAAAAUAUGCCCAGUACCAUCAGGAGAAGUUUGAAUACUCAAAACCAAACACUGUGUUUGUGAAAGGAUACAUGGAGAAGCUCAGCGAUGCAGGGAUACAGAACAGCUCUUUGGACGUAGUUGUGUCAAACUGUGUGAUAUGUCUGUGCCCAGAUAAGAGGACCGUGAUAAGUGAAGCUUACAGAGUUCUGAAGGAAGGUGGAGAGUUGUACUAUAGUGACAUGUAUGCAAGCGAAGUAGUUCCAGACUCUUUCAAGGAAGAUCCAGUUCUGUGGGGUGAAGGAAUGGCCGGCGCCCUCUACUGGCAGGAUCUCAUCUCUUUAAUAAAGGACAUAGGCUUCAGCACUCCUCACCUGGUUGCAGGCAGUCACAUAGUGGUUCACAACCCAGAACUUCAAAGAAAGACUGGUGAUGUUAAAUACGCAUCUGGAACUUACCGGAUCUUUAAACUCCCUCAAAACUCCAUCGAGACCAGAGCGCUGGUGACCUAUAAAGGCACUGUGCCUGACUGUGCUGAACGUUUUGAGUUUGAUGCCUCUCAUUCCUUUAAGACAAAUGUCCCAGUGGAAGUGGGUGCAGAAAUGGCUGCCGUUCUCCAGAACAGCCGUUUCUCUAUGGAUUUUAGCAUUACAAUGUUAGACACUCCAGAUCCAAACCAGAGCAGUACUCCAAAGUAUUGCCACCUUAGCCCGUUCCUUCUUGCGGAUAAACUGGGCUCCUCAGUCAAACAGUGCUCCAAGACUGGACUCUAAGGUAAAUGUGGAGAGUCCGGUGGAUCAUGUGAUGACUGGAUCACUUGAGAUGAUGUGAUGGGAAGUGAGAGUAUAGGAUGUCUUUAGUUCUCAAGUGAUCAAGUUUUCUUUGAACUUGAGAAAGCUGUUUGUCGUGUUAAUUGUAGAAUAACUUUUUAAAAUACCAGGGUCCUCAACAAUAAACAACAUUAAAAAGUCUUAACAUUUUAAUUAAUAUUUUAAUAAUUGUUAUUCAAGAAAAAAAAAACGAAUCAAGAUCUUUCUCAGUGGAUUUUUUUUCUUUCUUGUUUUUAUUUUAAAUGUUUUAAAAGCUGAUUUUACUGGCCUCUAUUUUUUUGUUUCUUAUAAGAUUAUAAACCAACUCAAAGUAUUGGCACUUGUUUUCCAUUCUGUAUGAAAUAAGGCGGUGCUGAUAUUGAUAUUGAUGCACAGUACGCUCAUUACGCUGUUAAAUUAAUCUCUCGGCAACACAAAUGAUUUUUGCAUUUUUCUAGAUGACUUCUUGUUUCAGUUGAUUUAGUACCAAGCUUUUUGUUAAUUCCACAUAUAUAAUGCCACAGCAUUGUAGUUGUUUGCCAUUUUACUUUUACUCUUUUUAUGGCCUGGCUGUUGGGUAUAUAAAAAUAAUCACUGCUCUGCUGUCAUUUAUUUGGUACACGUUUACCAACAACACAACUGUAUCAGCGAGGAACACUGCUGAAAUGACAUACUGCAUAAGACAAGAUGAGCAGAACAAAAUCUAUGUCAGAAAAUAUUUUUAAUAUGCAUCAUUUCAAUCUGGAAUUUUUUCGAAACAUAAGUAUGAAAAUAAUUAAUCCUGUGUAUUUAGAGUGAAUAAAAUACCACAUUUGAAUUUA
Molecule: messenger RNA, 2181 nt
Organism: Puntigrus tetrazona (Sumatra barb)
Lineage: Eukaryota; Metazoa; Chordata; Actinopteri; Cypriniformes; Cyprinidae
Product: arsenite methyltransferase-like
Exons: 10
Coding region: 104-1324 (406 amino acids)
Biological process (GO): arsonoacetate metabolic process; toxin metabolic process
Cellular component (GO): cytosol
Molecular function (GO): arsenite methyltransferase activity
Source: RefSeq, a predicted model, not a curated record